AUGGUCACGCCAAGGGACCCCAAGUCCGUCAGGGAUGGGCGGCCCGGCCAGGGCUCCCCGCAGGCUGCCUCGGAGGCUGUCGUCCUGCGUCGGGUGCGGGGCCUUUACCGCGCACAGCGGCAGGAGCGCUUCACUGGGACUCAAUCUGUUCUGUUGGGGAGGGCUUCUGGCCGGAGGUGCCUCUUACUGGCCAAGCGGUGGCCCGUGUCCCGACAGCGCUUCCUGGCCUGGGGCCACAGCCAGAACGUGUCCGCGCAGGGGCCGCUCAUCCUGCUGGGCUUCCCGGGGCCGCGGGGCCUGCGUUUCGGGCUCCUCCUGCUCUUCCUGGUCAUGCACAUGCUCAUGGAGGCCGGGAACCCGGCCAUCAUCUCCCUGGUCGGAGCGCACCAGCGCCUGCAGAUGCCCAUGUACUUCUUCCUCUGCACCCUCUCCUUCCUGGAGCUCUGGGUCACCGCGGCCUGCGUGCCCAUGACCCUGGCCACCUUCGCCUUGUGGAGCGGAGCCAUCUCCUUCGUGGGCUGCGCCGUGCAGAUGUGCUUCGUCUUCUGGCCGGGCUGCGCUGAGUACUUCCUGCUGGCCGCGAUGGCCUACGACCGCUACCUGGCCGUCUGCCUGCCACCGUGCUACAGCAGCAUCAUGACGCCCUGCCGCUCCGCCCGCCUGGCCCUGGGCUCCUGGCUCUGCGGCUUCUCGACCGUCACCGUGCCCGCUGCCCUCCUGGCCUGCCUCUCUUUCUGCAGCUCGCGCAUCAUCAACCACUUCUUCUGCGGCGUCGCACCCUGGGUCGUGCUGUCCUGCAGCGACAUGCGGGCAGUGGAGCUGGCGUCCUUCAGCAUCGCCUUCUGCGUCGUCCUGGGCUCCUGCGUCAUCACGGUCGCCUGUGCCUGCGUCGUCGUCAGGAUCCCCUUGGCCCAGGGCCGGCAGCAGGCCUCCUCCACCAGCUCGUCCCACUUCACGGCGGUCCUCAUCUGGUACGGCUCUACCGUCUUCCUGCGGGGCGCCGUGGCGGAGGGCUCGCUGGACCUGACCGAGGCCCCCACUGUGCUCAGCACCAUCGCCCCGGCGCUGAACCCCUUCACCUACACUCGGAGGAACAAGGAUGUCGAGCAGGCUCUGCAGAGGUGGUUGCGGGGGGAACCUCGGCCCGAGCACCACCUCUGCAGCUCCCAGAAGACCGCCCGUUUAAAACUGUCCCUGGCCACUCACACCCGGCCUGCGGCUGACGAUCCGAUGCCCACGUGCCCCUCUUCAGGGCCCUCCUCUCUCGCUGGGGCCGACUCCACCCUCGUCCUUCCAGGCAUCCAUGCCCCGCUGGCUCGCUCUGGACAGGUCCUGUGGCCCCAGCACCUUGGAGGCCCUGCUGUGUGGCAGGCCCUGGUCAAGCUGCACCUGCUGUUCCAGGUGUGUCAGCCAGGUGUGAGUUCCCUGACCCACCUGGUCUCGGCAGCACCUGGCAGCAGCCAGCAAGGGGCUGGCGUGCAAUACUCGCUUUAUUGA
Physeter macrocephalus (sperm whale) is the source of this 1497-nucleotide messenger RNA. Its product is annotated as olfactory receptor 287-like. The record is from RefSeq and is a predicted model, not a curated record. Lineage: Eukaryota; Metazoa; Chordata; Mammalia; Artiodactyla; Physeteridae. Gene Ontology annotation, biological process: G protein-coupled receptor signaling pathway. Gene Ontology annotation, cellular component: membrane. Gene Ontology annotation, molecular function: G protein-coupled receptor activity; olfactory receptor activity.